Perognathus longimembris pacificus (Pacific pocket mouse) is the source of this 2064-nucleotide messenger RNA. RefSeq names its product DNA polymerase delta 2, accessory subunit (gene Pold2). The transcript is spliced from 11 exons. Gene Ontology annotation, molecular function: DNA binding. The coding region runs from base 179 to 1588 and encodes 469 amino acids. Gene Ontology annotation, cellular component: delta DNA polymerase complex. Gene Ontology annotation, biological process: DNA replication; DNA strand elongation involved in DNA replication. The record is from RefSeq and is a predicted model, not a curated record. Lineage: Eukaryota; Metazoa; Chordata; Mammalia; Rodentia; Heteromyidae.
UGCGGCUCGCGGCGCGGUGAGUGUAGUUCUACCUAGCGGGAUCCACUUGGGGCCCUGGGUCUAAUCUGAGGGGGCCCCUGGGGCUGCGGGAUCGAGUCUCCGAGGGUAUUCUGCCCAGUGGUCCUCCUUGACCUGAACACAGUUGUCUGUCUGGACACAGCAAGCCAGGAGUGCAGCAAUGUUUUCUGAGCAGGCAGCCCAGCGGGCACACACUCUGCUGUCCCCACCCUCAGCUAACAAUGCCACCUUCGCCCGGGUGCCUGUAGCAGCUUACACCAAUGCCUCACAACCCUUUCGGCUUGGAGAACGAAGUUUUAGCCGGCAGUAUGCCCACAUUUAUGCCACCCGCCUCAUUCAGAUGAGGCCAUUCCUGGUGAGCCGGGCUCAGCAGCACUGGGGCAGUGGAGUUGGAGUGAAGAAGCUGUGUGAGCUGCAGCCUGGAGAGAAGUGCUGUGUGGUGGGCACCUUGUUCAAGGCCAUGCCGCUCCAGCCCUCCAUCCUGAGGGAGAUCAGUGAGGAGCACAACUUGCUACCCCAGCCUCCUCAGAGCAAAUAUAUCCACCCAGAUGACGAGCUGGUCUUGGAGGAUGAACUACAGCGUAUCAAACUGAAAGGCACCAUUGACGUUUCAAAGAUGGUCACAGGAAUAGUCCUGGCUGUGUUGGGUUGUGUGAGAGAUGAUGGGAAGUUUGAGGUAGAGGACCAUUGCUUUGCUGAUCUUGCACCACAGUCACCUGCACCUCCACUUGACACAGACAGGUUUGUGCUGCUGGUAUCCGGGCUGGGCCUCGGUGGAGGUGGUGGUGAGAGCCUGCUGGGCACCCAGCUGAUGGUUGACGUGGUGACAGGGCAGCUCGGGGAUGAAGGGGAACAAUGUAGUGCUGCCCAUGUCUCCCGGGUCAUCCUUGCCGGCAACCUCCUCAGCCACAGCACCCAGAGCAGAGAUUCCAUUAACAAGGCCAAGUACCUCACCAAAAAAACCCAGGCAGCCAGCGUGGAGGCGGUCAAAAUGCUAGAUGAGAUCCUCUUGCAGCUGAGUGCCUCGGUUCCUGUGGAUGUGAUGCCAGGGGAAUUUGAUCCAACCAACUACACACUCCCCCAACAGCCCCUGCACCCUUGCAUGCUCCCACUGGCCACUGCCUACUCCACCCUCCAGCUGGUCACCAACCCGUACCAGGCCACCAUUGAUGGAGUCAGGUUCCUGGGGACGUCAGGACAGAAUGUGAGUGACAUUUUCCGAUACAGCAGCAUGGAGGACCACUUGGAGAUCCUAGAGUGGACCUUGAGGGUCCGACACAUCAGCCCCACAGCACCCGACACCUUAGGCUGUUACCCCUUCUACAAAACCGACCCCUUCAUCUUUGCUGAGUGCCCUCACAUCUACUUCUGUGGCAACACUCCCAGAUUUGGCUCCAAAAUCAUCCAGGGCCCUGAGGACCAGUUGGUGCUCCUGGUGGCUGUUCCUGACUUUAGCACCACACAAACUGCCUGCCUGGUGAACCUGCGCAGCCUUGACUGCCAGCCCAUCAGCUUUUCCGGCUUUGGAGCAGAGGAUGAUGAACUGGGAGGCCUGGGGUUGGGCCCCUAACGGGAAACUGGACUAGGCUUCUGCCCUUCCAAAUAUGAGCCUUGUAAAUAAAGCAAAAAUGUUUGCUAGUCUUGAGCUUCUGAGUGUGCCUGGGAGGAGGCUAUCUGGAGAGUCCCCAGCGAGGAUGGCCUCCUCUCCUGGGACUGGUCACAACAGCAGAGGCCAGUUCCAUUAGCUUGUUUUAUUGGUGUGGCCUUGGCUUCCUUGCCUGCCCCUCCCCAAAGGCUAGCAGGCAGAAUAGGAGCCAUUGUACAGACUCUGGCUCUUGGGUCUGAUGGCCUUCGUGUCCCCUAGGGGUCCCUCCAGGGGGCCUUCCACAUGCUGGUGGCUGCUAUCUGCAGGUGUAGGCUUAGAAGUGCUGCUGUAGCUUGAACUGGGCCAGGGUAUCAGUGAGACUCUGAUCUCAGAUGUCCCCAAAAUUUACUGUGUAGGUCUCCUCUGUUGAGAAGGGGUAUGUGAGGCCAGUGCCUAUCUCU